Mizuhopecten yessoensis (Yesso scallop) is the source of this 475-nucleotide messenger RNA. Its product is annotated as cytochrome c oxidase assembly factor 6 homolog. The transcript has 3 exons. Bases 83 to 394 code for a protein of 103 amino acids. Gene Ontology annotation, cellular component: mitochondrion; respiratory chain complex IV. NCBI's taxonomy places the organism in Eukaryota, Metazoa, Mollusca, Bivalvia, Pectinida, Pectinidae. The record is from RefSeq and is a predicted model, not a curated record.
ACAUUUGCGCAGGUAUAUAUAUGAGUUGUGUGUUGUGAGGCACUUCCUGUUGUAUUGAAGCACUGCCUGAACACGAAGAGAGAUGGGGGAAACUGAUGGGUUAAUUAGAGAUGGAAAACAAAGCAGAAAAGAAUGUUAUAGUUCCAGGGAUGCCUAUUGGAAGUGUCUGGACCGGACGCCGGAAAGCCUUGCUGAAUCAAAAUGUAAAACAUUUAGCCAAGAAUAUGAGAAGAGCUGCCAUCCUUCUUGGGUGAUUCACUUCAACAUCAAAAGGUCAAAUGAAGUAGCAAUUAGGAAAUAUGCUCUACUUGAUCCAGUGGACCAACUACCUCCUGUAGGACAGAGCCCUGAUGUAGAGGCCGAAAAGAAAAAAACGUUUAUCCCAUUUUAUUAAUUCUUGUACUGUCAUUAUUAUUUUAUAUCUGUUGUGUUUAACAAAUAAAAUUACUCGAGGCCAAGGGGCCUUUACAGCAUA